Ipomoea nil (Japanese morning glory) is the source of this 1593-nucleotide messenger RNA. RefSeq lists its product as uncharacterized. Lineage: Eukaryota; Viridiplantae; Streptophyta; Magnoliopsida; Solanales; Convolvulaceae. The transcript has a single exon. The coding region runs from base 1 to 1593 and encodes 530 amino acids. The record is from RefSeq and is a predicted model, not a curated record.
AUGGCAGUAUCUGGUAGCCCGGAAUUACUGAUCACAAGGUUGCCCACUUUCGUUUUUACGAAUAUCAUCACCCUAUUUUCUGCACUUAUUUUCAUUCUAGGAUAUAUUAGAAGUUAUACUACGGAAGCAUACUCGAUUACUUAUUGUCCUUCUAUGCAAUCUGAUUAUAAGUGGUCCGUCUCAUUGAUUAUACAUUCUCAGUUUAUUGCGGUGCUGCCCGUCUUCUUUGCUGCAAUCUUAUUGACUACUGUCAUGAGUUAUAAGUAUGAGGACAAUGGGAUCAAAAUUUCAAGAAAAGAAUUCACAGUUGAGCCCUAUUGGACUGAAAAUCUAGUAGAAUGGAGGCAGAGUCCAAUAUCUAUGAGAAUUCUAAGAUAUAUACUGCCCACAAAACUUUUCCACAAUAUCAAAAGUUUGAUCUCCACUCUCUGCAUACUACUUCAGACUUGGGUUGUCAUAUUUAUUAAGUUCUGUUGUGUUGUUUCUUUCUACGUCUGGCUUCCUUUACUAUUUUUAGUUAAUCUUUUACGCAAACUAUUGUCACCUGCGCAUCAAGUAUCAAAUGACCAAAUGAGAGAAGAGAUAGCAGACCUUAGCCACUUUGUAAUACUUCUUGAAGGAGAAAAACAAUUGCCAAAACCAUUGUUGAGGAAAAUCAUUUGUGUGGUGAAUGGUCAUAUAAAGUGGGGAAAGAAUCAACCACCACAUAGUCUACUCAAUCUUCUCAAACAAAGUUUCUUUUAUAAAGGUGCAAUACAAUUUGACAGCAGCCAAGUUCCGAGUCUAUUAUCAGAAGAACCUCCUAACUGUUGGACCCUUCCAGUGAUGACACUCGCAACCAUUGCCGUUGCACUUCCAAACAUUGCAAAUCAACAUGUUGAUGAGCUUGUAAGAUGUGUUGAUGAAGGCCUCCAAUAUGCAAGCUAUAUAGAUGUGCUGGAUGAGAAGCAUGUGUUGAAAUGCAUUAAAAAUGCUGCAAGUGUGGUGUGGGUGGGAGUUAAACUUCAUAAGAAGUGGUUGGAUAGGGAUCUUGGGGAUACAAUUAGGGAAAUUUGUUCUACCCGGGAGAUUAUUCAAGGUCUUGCUGAUGAAGCUGAAAGAAUUGUCAAAGAGUUCAGUUCUACGGGAAGCCAAUACCUUGUGGAAAAUCCUCUUUAUUGGCCUGCAAAUGUUUUAGCUGCUAAUUCAAUGUACAGAAUCAGUAGGACAAUUCUUUUAUACUAUGGGAAUGGUGAGUACCAAGCUGAAGAGUUGUUUAGGAAAUUAAUUUGCAUGAUUGCAAACAUAUUGGCAGCUUGUCUUAUUAAUUUGCCGCACCUGAUAGCUUCCAAGUGUAUAAACAAUGUCCUUGAGGAAAGGUUUAGAAGUGUUGGUAAUGCAGCUAUUCUUUUUGGAGAAACCGAAGAUAUUCUCAAGUUAUUUGAAGAGCGGCAACUUUUAGGCAUUGGUCCAAGUCAGCCAUUUUGCAUUGAUGAAUGGCUUAGAUGGAUGGAGUGUGAGACACAAGAUCCAACAGUUUCAACCUCUGCAACUCACAAUGACGCAUCCUCUACUGUUGAGUCCAAUGAUGAGCUUGUGAUUGUUCCAAUGUAA